AUGUACAAACAGAUAUCGUUCUUAGUGUACCAGCAGAAUGAGGAGUAUGAAGCGAGUCUCAGACUAGAUCGGGCAAAGGAGAGGCAGCGUUUCCUACGAAGUCAGCUUGAACAUGAACAGGAUGUUGAGAGGAGGAUGCAUGACAGAGAAGAGAGGGAGGAACAGGACAGACUUGCCCACCGUGAACUCAGGAUUGAGAAUUGGUACAGGCAAAUACGCCUGGAUUUAUUCUCGCGUGUGACAGCUGAGCCCCCUGAAGGACUCCAAGGCAUUGUACAUCUCAGGAAUAAGCUUCCUGAUGGGACUAGAUUGUCAAGACGCUUCUAUGGAAAUCAACUAAUGGAGACAGCAGCUGAGGAUGACGAAGACCCAAACAAUGAACACCACGAUACGGAGGCUGAAGUGACAGAGCAGGUUGAGGUGGUGGAUUUGACAUUUAGUCCCAAAAGAAAUGAGUAGGUCCAUUAGACACUAAUUUAUGUUCAUAUCUUGUUCCUG
Messenger RNA from Geodia barretti, 498 nucleotides. NCBI's taxonomy places the organism in Eukaryota, Metazoa, Porifera, Demospongiae, Tetractinellida, Geodiidae. The record is from the annotation of a GenBank genome assembly.